This is a messenger RNA of Striga asiatica, 318 nucleotides long. NCBI's taxonomy places the organism in Eukaryota, Viridiplantae, Streptophyta, Magnoliopsida, Lamiales, Orobanchaceae. The record is from the annotation of a GenBank genome assembly.
AUGGAUGGGCCCAAGGUUGGAGGCUCGCUUCCCCACCCCAUCCGCAGAUGGGCGAGGCAUCUGGUGGCCGGAGGCUCUCGCCUCGCCACCUCUCUCUUCGGCAAAGGUAGGGGCCGUCGUCUCACCGUGUUUGCCUCCUGCCUCAGGCUGGUCCGUCAGAGUCUAUUGGCCUUCCGUUCGUCAGCUUGCGUCUUCUUUUGGAGGCACCGAUCAGCCACGCAGAGGUUUGGGUUAACCCCUCUGGUACCUCGAUUGUGGCUCCUCCGGCGUGGCUCCUCCGAUGUCGUCUUUCGCGGUGGCUCUUCCUCGACAUUAUAA